ACUUCCGGGUUGUCAAGAGUCGCAAAACAAGAGGAGCAAAGCGGAUUAGCGUCCUGCAGAGAUGGCAGGGGGGUCCGAGGACGAGAUACCAGAGUCGGGAGCAGUUUUCACUUUUGGAAAGAGUAAAUUUGCAGACAACGUCCCCAGUAAAUUCUGGCUUAAAAACGACGUCCCCUUAAAGGUCGCGUGCGGGGACGAGCACACCGCCUUCAUAACAGAAAAUGGGAAACUCUUCAUGUUCGGCAGCAACAACUGGGGCCAGCUGGGUCUGGGAUCCAAACUGACCGUGAACAAGCCCACUUGUGUCAAAGCUCUUAAAUCUGAGAAAGUCCAGUUUGUGGCCUGUGGGAGAAACCACACUCUCCUCCACACAGCUCAGGGCAAGGUGUUCGCCUCGGGGGGGAACAGCGAGGGCCAGCUGGGGCUCGGCGACUGCGAGGAGAGGACGUCCUUCCAGAGGAUCGGCUUCUUUGAUUCUCGUGGACCAAUCAAAAUGCUCGCUGCCGGGUCCAACACCUCCGCUGCGCUCACAGCGAGCGGGAAGCUGUUCAUGUGGGGCGACAACACGGAGGGUCAGAUCGGUUUGGGGAAGGAGAGCCACGCCUCGGCGCCGCAGGAGGUCAGCGUGGGGCGACCGGUGGGCUGGGUGUCCUGUGGAUACUACCACUCGGCCUUGGUCACAGUCGAUGGAGCCCUGUACACGUUCGGCGAGCGCGACAGCGGUAAACUGGGUUUGGGCACCGACCAGCUGCCGCGCCACCGAGUCCCUCAGCUGGUGAAGAGCCUCAAGGAGACGGUGACUCAGGUGGCCUGUGGGGGCGGACACACGGUGGCACUCACAGAGGACGACGUGUUCACGUUCGGCCUCGGUCAGUUCGGACAACUCGGUCACGGGACGUUCUCCUUCGAGUCGCGGAUCCCGCGGGCGGUCGACCACUUCAAGAAGGGACGCGUGUGUCAGGUGACCUGCGGAGAAAACCACACGGCCGUCAUCACAGACGGCGGUCUGCUGUACACGUUCGGAGACGGCAGACACGGGAAACUGGGUCUGGGAGAAGAGAACUUCACCAACCAGUUCAAACCCACUCUGUGUCCACGCUUCCUCAACUACAACGUUCAGGCAGCUUCGUGCGGCGGCUGCCACAUGGUGGUGCUGGCUCGGCCGAGGGACCCGAGCGGCGGCGCCGUGACUCUGGAGGAAGACGACGUGACGGAGGAUUACCUGGAGAGGCCGUACGUGGAGCUGCUGGGGGACACGGCCGACUCCUCCGCCCUGCAGAGGAGCCUCUCUGCUCGGGUCCGCAGGAGGGAGAGGGAGAGAUCUCCAGACCAGUUCGGCGCCGUGUUCCGCCCGCUGCCCGCCGUGACGCCCGGCUACCUCCACCCGCCGCCGCCGCUGCCCGUCUCCGGCCGGACCGUCCCACCCAGACUGCCUCUACCUGAGCUGAACCACAGAAAGGUGCUCAGCAGCACUCACCAACACAGGAGCACAGGGUCAAUCCACCAGGAGCCGACGGCGGGCGACGCAGGCGGCGCCGUGGAGAGCCUGACGGACACCGACAGCGUUCGAGGUCUGGGGGAAACCUCCGACUUCCUGAACAUGACUCACGUGAUGAAGAUGGACCCCGCGGAUCAAUCACUCACUCUGUCUCCAGUUCAGAAGAGGAAGGGUGAGCGCGGUAAGGCCGGUAAGACGGAGAGAAAGCUCCCGAAGCGGAGCAGCUCCACCUCCGCCUCCCCGUCUCGGGGGAGCGAGGCCGUCCCUCCUCGCCGAGGGAGGAGCCACGGUGCUCGCUCUCGGGCCGCCAGCAGCCCGCACAGACGGAAAACCACCAAUCGGAACAAAGAGAACGUGGUCGUGGCCAUGGAGGAGCUGCAGAGGAAGCCCGGUAGAGACGAGCCCGGUCUAGGGAAGGCUCCGGGGAAAGGCCGGCUGAAGCUGGAACCAGACUCUAGACCGAGUCCUGAAGCCAGGAAGACGCCUUCGGGCUCUGAACCGGCACCGGUCCGGGUUCAAAGCAAAGCGAUAGUCGUGCAGAGUGCAGGUGUUCGCUCGCCAGGUAAGCACACGGCCGGGUUUCAUGUGGACUCGGAGAGUCUCUCUGAGGGGAAAACCAAGUCCGAUGUUUCCAAGACGUCUAAGAACGAGAAAAACAAAAAAGAGGCAAAAACAGGGAAGGCGUCGAAGCUCCGCCUCCUGGCCGGAGCCGGCGCUCUCGCAGCGGGGGCGCUGGUAAUGCACGAGGUGGCGUCCAGGAGGGAGGAGCCUGAAGCCCACGCUGAAGAUUCAAGAGAGAAAUCCUCCGCCGUCACCAUCAACGUCAUACCGGAGAGCCAGGAGGAGAAGGAAACGAGUGAAGGUGAGGAGGAGAGGAAGGACUCUGUCAGGGAAAAGCAAGAGGAGGAGGAGAAUGAAGAUGAGGAAGGGCAGAGGACGAGUGCAGAUGUCAGUGAGGAGGAGGAGGAGGAGGAUGAGGAUGAUAUCAGUCACAGUAUUGAGAAAGUAAGUGAAGAAGAAGAUGACGAAGACAGCAACAUUCUUCAACCAGAGGAGGAGUCAGAAACUGAUGAAGAGGAAAGCGGGGUUGAGGAGGAAGACGAGAGCAGCGCUGAGGAAGAGGAAGAGGAGGAAGAGGAAGCAAGAAGCUCGGCAGGAGGUGAAAGUGAAGACGAGACAGAAUCAAAGAAGAGCAAAGGAGGGGAUGCAAGAGAGGAGGAGGAAGAGGAGGAGAAAAGUGAGGAAGGGUUGAGUCACGAGACGGAGAGCAAAGGAGGAGAGUCCGAAGAAGAGGAGGAAGGUGAGGAAGAGGAGGAGGGUUUGGAAACUGAGGAAGAGGAGGAGGAAGGUGAGGAAGAGGAGGAGGGUUUGGAAACUGAGGAAGAGUCAUCGGAGGAGGGAGAAGAUAGUGAGACAGAGGGAGGGGAAAAUAAGGAGGAAGACGAGGAAGAGGAGGAGGCAGAAGAGGAGAGUAGUGGGGAAGAAGAGGGUGAAAAUGAGGAUGAAAGUGAAGAAGAGGAGGAAGAAGAGAGUGAAAACAAAGAGGAGGAGGAGGAGGAGGAGGAGGAAGCAGAUGAAGAGAGUGCUGAUGAAGAGGAAAAAGAGAGUGAAGAAGAAAAGGAGGAAGUAGAGGAGGAGGAGGAUCAAAACAGUGAGGAAGAGGAAAAAGAGAGUGAUGAAGAAGAGGAGAAGGAAGAAGAGGAGGAGGAUCAAAACAGGGAGGAAGAGGAAAAAGAGAGUGAUGAAGAAGAGGAGGAGAAGGAAGAAGAAGAGGAGCAUCAAAACGGGGAGGAAGAGGAAAAAGAGAGUGAAGAAGAAGAAGAAGAAGAGGAGGAGGAGAAGGAAGAAGAGGAGGAGGAUCAAAACAGGGAGGAAGAGGUUGAUAACGAUGAGCAGGAGGGUGAAGAAGAAGAGGAGGAGGAAGAAGAGGAGGAGGAUCAAAACAGGCAGGAAGAGGUUGAUAACGAUGAGCAGGAGGGUGAAGAAGAGGAGGAGGAAGAAGAGGAGGAGGAUCAAAACAGGGAGGAAGAGGUUGAUAACGAUGAGCAGGAGGGUGAAGAAGAGGAGGAGGAAGAGGUCAUCAAAAAGAAAAAGUCAGCUGAGGUCAAAAGCGUGACCUCUGGAAGUAAACGGAGGUCGGGGGUCAAAGGUCAGGCAGCAGACGAGUCCGAGGAGUUCUGGGGUGACGUGCUGCCGCAGUACCUCCAGCUGAGAUAACACCAAUACAUAAUCAAUAGUCCGUCCAUCCGUUCAUUGAUCUGAUCGGUUCAAUGUUUCCAUUCAGAGACACAAAACCAGAUCCAGGUUUUUACUGGACCGGGUCCCUGAACUCAUCGCUCACGGUGCCUUCACUGCUCAUAUUCCUUCACGUUAUUUAAUGAAUCUCUGUCUAUGAGAACGUUAUUUUAAAGGUUUUGUUUACUUAGAAAUACUUUUAUUUAUU
Molecule: messenger RNA, 3941 nt
Organism: Cyclopterus lumpus (lumpfish)
Lineage: Eukaryota; Metazoa; Chordata; Actinopteri; Perciformes; Cyclopteridae
Gene: rpgrb
Product: retinitis pigmentosa GTPase regulator b
Exons: 15
Coding region: 62-3715 (1217 amino acids)
Biological process (GO): ubiquitin-dependent protein catabolic process; protein ubiquitination; visual perception
Cellular component (GO): photoreceptor outer segment
Molecular function (GO): ubiquitin protein ligase activity
Source: RefSeq, a predicted model, not a curated record